AUGGAGAACCACUAUGUGACUAUCACGCUGGACUUGAAACAGGUCUUCCAGAUAGCCUACGUGAUUAUAAAAGCAGCCAACUCACCUCGUCCAGGUAACUGGGUCCUAGAGCGUUCCAUAGAUGGUGUGACCUUUGAACCCUGGCAGUACUACGCCAUCACAGACACAGAGUGCCUGACACGGUUCAACAUUUACCCAAAGACAGGACCCCCAUCGUAUUCUAGAGACAAUGAAGUUAUUUGCACGUCUUUCUAUUCAAAGAUUCACCCUCUGGAGAAUGGAGAGAUCCACACCUCGCUGAUCAACGGGCGGCCCAGUGCAGACGACCCCUCCCCCAUCCUGCUCAACUUCACCUCGGCCCGCUACAUUAGGCUGGUGUUUCAGCGAAUCAGAACGCUGAACGCUGACCUCAUGACCCUGACCCAGCACGACCCCAGAGACAUCGACCCCAUCGUGACGAGACGGUACUACUAUUCAAUUAAGGACAUCUCAGUGGGAGGGAUGUGUAUCUGUUACGGCCAUGCCAAGGCCUGUCCACUCAACAGCGUCUCCAAGAAGUUCACCUGUGAGUGUGAGCACAACACAUGCGGGGAGAGCUGCGAUCGUUGUUGCCCUGGUUACCACCAACAGCCCUGGAUGGCUGGAACCUUCCUCACUCGACACGUCUGUGAAAAGUGUAACUGCCAUGGUAAAGCUGAGGAGUGCUACUUCAACCAGACAGUAGCAGACCUCUCGCUCAGUCUGGACACCCAUGGCAAAUACAGAGGAGGUGGAGUCUGUGUGGGUUGCCGUGACAACACGGCCGGCAUCAACUGUCAGAGCUGUGCUGCCGGAUACUACAGACCUGAUGGGAUAAAUGCUGAUGAUGAGGAGCCCUGCCAACCCUGCUCAUGUGACCUACACGGCUCCAUCAGCCAAUCAUGUGUCCCGGAUCCUGGCCAUGCCACACCCACUCAGCCAUCAGGGUCGUGCCUGUGUAAGGAGGGUUUCGGGGGUCUGAGAUGUGACAGGUGUGCGAAAGGUUAUAUGGGCUACCCUUACUGUCAGCGCUGUAACUGCAGUGUGGAAGGAAGCACCAACACUGACCCGUGUACACUGCCCUGUAUCUGCAAGGAGAAUGUGGAGGGAGAGAACUGCGACCGCUGCAAGCUGGGAUUCUACAAUCUCCAUGGUGACAAUCGACACGGUUGUGAAAAGUGUUCCUGUAUGGGCGUGGCCAGCCUGUGCUCCGCCUCCACGUGGGCCUAUGAGAAUGAGACCACUCUGACGGGCUGGCAUCUGAUUGGAGAGACAGGACGGUGGGUGUGGUCUGUCCACAGUCACACGCCUCCAUAUCUCAGCGUCCGUCACUCAGACGUUGUGUCGGAUCUUGGCUCCUCCUACUAUUGGAGCGCACCUGAGCUGUACCUGGGAAACAAGCUAUUGGCCUAUGGAGGAAGUCUGGUCUACAGAGUGUCUUACACUACAGACCAGCAACAACAGACAGCCAUCAGAGUCACCUCACAACCUGACCUUAUCAUAGAGGGAGGCGGGGUGAAGAUAACUGACAGCAGAUAUGGCCAGCCGGUGUACCCCUCCUCGCCUGUCACCAGCCACAUCGCUCUCCUACCAGAAAACUUCCUGGUUACAGAGACCGGGCAGCCAAUCAGCCGAAGGGAUUUCUUGUCUGUGUUGGCCAAUGUGACCCGAGUGUUGGUCAGGGCCUCCUAUAGCACAGAGCCCAGCGCUGUGUACAGGCUCCACACAUUCUCUAUGGAGGUUUCGAAUCCCUCUUACAGAGCAGGGAAGAGAGCAUCAGCUGUAGAAAUCUGCUCCUGUCCUCCUGGAUAUGCUGGGACUUCAUGUGAGAUGUGUAUUCCUGGUUUUCGGAGGAUUAAUGGGACUUUGUAUAAUGGUGUGUGUGAAGCUUGCCGUUGCCAUGGACAUGCUGCACAAUGCCAUGAGGUCACUGGUCACUGCCUGGGCUGCUCCCACCACACCACAGGCCCCCACUGCGACACCUGCCUACCUGGUUACUAUGGUAACGCCACCUAUGGGUCAGCCACUGACUGUCAGCCAUGUGCCUGCCCGCUUACUCUGCCCAGCAACAACUUCAGCCCCACCUGUCACCUAGGAGAUGAGGGAGAGGUGCUAUGCGACCGUUGUCAACCUGGAUACACAGGACCACGAUGUGACAGAUGUGCCAAUGGGUACUUCGGGCAGCCCACUGUACCAGGAGGCUCCUGCCAGCCCUGUGAUUGUCAUGGCAACCUGGAUCUUGCCACACCCCGCAGCUGUGAUCCAAUCACAGGCCAGUGCCUGCGCUGCCGCCAAGGCUAUGGAGGAGUGGCUUGUGACAGUUGUGCUGACGGUUACUAUGGAGACGCCAUUACUGCUAAAAACUGCCAACCCUGUCAGUGUCACAGCAACGGCUCUCUAUCAGAGGUGUGCAAUAAGGAGACGGGCGAGUGCCAUUGUCGAGAACAUGUGGUUGGACGACAAUGUGACGAGUGCAUGCCUGAGAUGCACGGCAUCACCACGGGCGGAGUGUGUGUUCCAUGUCACUGUAACUCGUUUGGCUCCAAGUCGUUUGACUGCGAUGAGAAUGGUCAGUGUCGGUGUCAGCCUGGCGUCACCGGACCCAAAUGUGACCGCUGCUCGCGAGGAUAUUUCAACUUCCAGGAGGGUGGCUGCACACCUUGUGAAUGCAGCCAUGUGGGGAAUAACUGUGAUGCUAACACAGGCCAGUGCGUCUGUCCCCCCAACACUGUUGGUGAGAGGUGCGACCGCUGUGCUCCCAACCACUGGGGCCACGACAUCAUGACAGGAUGCAAGGAGUGUGGCUGCAGUGUGGUAGGCUCUGUGACCCAGCAGUGUAACGUCAACACAGGCUGCUGCUUCUGUCGGGACGCCUUCAGAGGAGAGAAGUGCAAUGAAUGUCAGCUGGGAUACAGAGACUUUCCUCAGUGCAUCCAGUGUGAGUGUAACACCUCAGGGUCGGACAGCCAGACCUGUGACCUGGAGCGGGGAGUGUGUGCCUGCGCAGAUCGCACGGGAAAGUGUAGCUGCAAGGCCAAUGUGGAGGGAGACAGCUGUGACCGUUGUAAGCCAGGCACCUUUGGGUUGUCAGUACGAAACCCACAGGGCUGCAGUAGGUGUUAUUGUUACGGACUAACGCAGUCCUGCACAGAAGCUCAAGGACUCAUCAGGAUGUGGCUGACCUUGAAGCCAGAGCAGACGGUGCUCCCCCUGGUGGAUAAGUCCAACACCGCUGAGACGAGGAGAGGGGUGAGCUUCCAGCACCCUGAGAUCCUGGCCCACGCUGAGCUGGUCACUGCGGCUCUGAACGAACCCUACUACUGGAGAUUACCUGAGCAGUUCAGAGGCUCUAUGAUCACAGCGUACGGUGGACAGUUGAAGUAUGCCGUUUACUACGAGGCCAGAGAUGAAACUGGUCCCUCCUCCUACGAGCCUCAGGUCAUCAUCCGGGGCGGGCCUAACAGGGACCUGGUGAUGACACGUCACACAACGGGGCUCCAGAUUGGUCAGCUCACCCGCCACGAGAUCGACAUGACAGAGCAUGAGUGGAAGCAUGCAGACGGGCGGUCUAUGACUCGUGAGGAUUUCAUGGACGUUUUGUUUUACGUGGACUACAUACUGAUCAAGGCAUCACAUGGAAACCUGAUGAGACACAGCCGUAUUUCAGAGAUCAGUCUGACGGUGGCCGAGGAAGGCAGACCGACCACAGAGAGUGAGAGGGCCCAUCAGAUUGAGAAAUGUGACUGUCCUACUGGAUACUCUGGACUUUCUUGUGAGGAGUGUGCUGCAGGUUUCUACCGUCUCCGUGGUGUUGGCAGCGCCCUGGCGUCUGCUCCGGCGUCUCGAGUGCCCACCGCCGCUGGCAUGGGCAGCUGCGUUCAGUGCCAAUGCAGUGGGCAUUCGUCCACAUGUGACCCUGAGACAUCCAUAUGCCAGAAUUGCCAAGACAACACAGAGGGUGACCGAUGUGAACGCUGCGCUCCGGGUUUCUAUGGUGUGGUCCGCGGUUUCCAUGACGACUGUAAACCCUGCGCUUGCCCCCUUACCAACCCAGAGAACAAUUUCAGUCCAACCUGUGUAGCUGAAGGGUUUGAUGACUAUCGAUGCACUGCCUGUCCUGAGGGUUAUGAGGGCAAAUACUGUGAGAGGUGUGCCACUGGUUACCACGGUAACCCACGGAUGCCAGGCGGCCGCUGCGAGGAGUGUAAGUGUUCCUUGUGGGGGGCGUGGCCUGGACCAUGUGACCCUGUGACAGGCCAAUGCCGUUGCAGGGUCGGGGCAUCUGGGCAGACGUGUGACCAGUGCAUGGAGAGGCAUGUGUGUGGACCAGCUGGGAUCAUCUCCUGUGAUGAUGAUUGCUCAGGUCUGCUGAUCAGUGAUAUGGAUCGCCUUUAUCGCAUCAUCACUGAUGUCACCCUGACCACGCCCCUGCCACCUCCCUAUAAGAUCUUGUACCGCUUCGAGAACAUGACAGAGGAACUCAAGCACAUGCUGUCGCCUCAAAAAGCUCCGGAGAGAUUACUGCAGCUGGCUGACUCCAACCUGGGAUCACUCGUCACAGAGAUGGACCAGCUACACAGCAGGGCCACUAAAGUGUCUGCUGACGGAGAGCAAGUUGAGGAUGAUGCAGAAAGGAUUUAUAAACGAGCUGAAGACCUGGAGGAGUUCAUCAGGGACACACUGCUGGGUGUUCAAGGACUCCAGUUGAAGGCUGAGGAGCUGAACCAGACUCUCUCGCGGAGAGACGGAGCUCCAGAGAAAAGCCUGAAGGAAAUGAAGGACGAGAUCCAGACUAUGUUAGCUGAGAUGAGAAAACGACAGCUGGGGGGGAAGAAGAGUAUUGCAGAGGAAGAGAUGGAUCUAGCGGAGGAGUUGUAUCAAAAAGUGAAGAGAUUGUUUGGCGAUCCUCAUCAGGCCACCGAGGACCUGAAAGCUGAGGUAACAGGAAAGCUGUCGGACCACCAGGGGAAGCUGCAGGAGGCCCAGGAUCUUCUUCACACUGCCCAGGGAAAGACCAGGGAGGCCGAUGUACUAGCCACUCAGAACCAGGCUAACCUUACCACCCUGGAGAGGAAGCGUUCUGCAGUGAGUGGGGUGAAACAAGGAGCACAGGAAGUCCUUGGAGAAGGAGAGCGUCUUCUGGCCGAGGCUAACCAGCUCUCUGACAACAUCAACAAGGAGAUAGAGGACUUGGAGGAGAUGGGGCGAGAGUUGGAUCCUCUCCACGAGCAGCUGGACUUUAAAGUCAGUCGCCUCGCUGAUGGUUUGAGAGACGGCAGCCUGGCCGAUCACGUGCAGGACGCAGAGACACACGCCCUGCAGCUGAACGAAUCUGCUGCUAUUCUGGAUGGGAUUUUGGCUGAAGCUAGGAAUCUGUCCUUCAAUGCGACAGCUGCCUUCAAGGCCUACAGUAAUAUUAAAGCGAAUGUCGACGCAGCAGAGAAGGAGGCAAAGACAGCCAGACAGAGAGCUGCUGAGGCACUGGCACUGGCUUCAGGUCCAGAGGUCCCAGUUAAGGAGGCAGCCAAAGGUUCCCUCCAGAAGAGCUACAGACUGCUAAAUCAAGCUAAACAACUUCAAAAUGAUGUCGAAGAGAAUGCAGCCAGUGUGGCCGGGUUGAAGGGCAGAGUUAAUGCAGCCAAAGACAAAAACAAAGACCUGCUCAAAGCUGUCAACGAAUCCAUGGCAACACUCAACGCUAUCCCCAAUGACACAGCAGCCAAGCUGGAAGCCACCAAGGCUGUCGCGGUUGAUGCUAAUGCCACGGCCAUAGACGUCCUGGAGCGCCUGGGGGAGCUCAACCUGCGCCUCCGUGGCCUGCAGAGGAACUACAGUGACCUAGAGGACACGGUCAAUGCAGCCAAUCAGAUGAUCCAGGACCCUGAGAAAAACACUAUCAUUCAUGCUGCCGGGGCUAAAGUGAAGGAUUUGGAGGAUGAAGCUGAUCGGCUAUUGGAGAAGCUGCAGCCAAUCAAAAAGCUGCAGGACAAUUUGCGACGGAACAUCUCGCAAAUCAAGGAACUGAUCAAUCAAGCCAGGAAACAAGCCAAUUCAAUCAAAGUAUCAGUGUCAUCGGGUGGCGACUGUCUCCGUAGUUACCGCCCGGAUAUCAGGAAAGGGAGGUACAACACCAUCGUUCUCCACGUCAAAACCACCACAGCUGAUAACCUGCUCUUCUACCUUGGAUCAGCUAAAUAUGUUGAUUUCCUGGCUUUAGAGAUGCGCAAGGGGAAAGUGAGUUUCCUCUGGGACGUGGGCUCAGGCGUAGGGAAAGUAGAAUACCCUCACCUCACCAUCCAUGAUGGGAGCUGGCACAGAAUAGAAGCAUAUCGAAAUGGUUUGAAUGGUACCAUAUCAGUGUAUCCUCUGGAAGGCACUAAGGCUGGUAUGAUGCCAACGCCGGCCAGCGCCAACUCCCCGUCAGCCUACACCAUCCUGGACGUGGACCAGAACGCGUACCUGUUUGUAGGAGGAAUACUGGGCACUGUCAAGAAAGCAGAUGCAGUGAGGACGACCACGUUCACAGGCUGCAUGGGGGAGACUUACCUGGAUAAUAAACCCAUUGGGCUGUGGAACUACAGAGAGAGACAGGGAGACUGCAAGGGAUGUGUGGUCAGCCCCCAGCGUUCAGACAGUGAGGGAACAGUCCAGUUGGAUGGCGAGGGAUACGCUGCAGUGGGACGACCCACAAGGUGGAACCCCAACAUUUCCACUGUCACCUUCAAGUUCAGGACUUUCUCCUCAGAGGCCCUGCUCAUGUACCUCGCCACCACCGAUAUGAAGGAUUUUAUGUCCCUGGAGCUGUCAGAGGGCAAGGUGAAGGUGACCUUUGACCUCGGGUCAGGAGUCGGCACUGCCACGUUGCCCAGCCGCCACAAUGACGGGCGUUGGAAAUCUCUCACCAUGGCCCGCAACAAGAAGCAAGCCACGGUCACUAUAGUGGAUAUCGACAGUGGUGCUGAGGAGAAGAUAGUGGCCACUUCUCAGGGUUCAGCCACUGGUCUGAACCUCAAGGAAAACCAGAAGAUCUACUUUGGAGGGCUGCCUACCAUUGGAAACUACAGCAUGAAAGCCAGAUCAGAGGUGACUCUGAAGCGAUAUGCAGGAUGUCUUGGGGACAUUGAAGUCUCCAGAACCCCAUAUAACCUGCUGAGUAGCUCAGAUUACACUGGGGUCACUAAAGGAUGCAGCAUAGAGAAUCUCUACACAGUUAGUUUCUCCAAGCCCGGCUACAUGGAGCUGGCUGGCCUUUCAUUCGCUCUCGCCACGGAGAUCAGCCUGUCAUUCAGCACUCUGACGGACACCGGGACCAUCCUGCUGGCGGUGGGCGGGGCUUCACCAAGCAGCCAGCAGGCCCAGAACACACACCUGUUCAGCCCCAAGAGAAGACGCAGGCAGUCCGGAGAGCCCUACCUCUCAGUCAUGCUGAACAAAGGCUCUCUGGAGGUUUUGGUUUUUACUGGCAGCCACAGUCCACGUCGGGUCAUCAGACGACCAGAGCAAGGCAUACUGCAUGAUGGGAGAGAGCACUCACUACGUAUAGAGAGACUUGCUGGCAGAUCCUUUGCAGUUCAAGUGGAUGAGGAGGCCAAGAGGGAGGCCGGGCUUCCAAACGACCAGCCAAUGAGCUUGGAGCGACUCUUCCUCGGUGGUAUUCCUGCAGAAGUAGAGCAGACGUCCAACAGAGCUAACGUCCCGUUCCAGGGAUGUAUAUGGAACCUCAUGGUCAAUGCUGUUCUAUCAGAUUUCUCCCAGCCUGUGUCCUUUGAGAAUGCCGAAAUUGGGCAGUGCCCCAACCUUGCCCCCAUUCAGCCCCUGCCCGUCCUGCCAGAGGAAGAGGAGGAGCCUGAAGAGGAAAAGGAGGAAUCUAAGUCUGCCCCUCCGACACCGGCCCCCGCAACGCCAUCUCCAGGGCUUCCUACGGAAGCCACGCCCCUUGCCAAGCCCGCUGUACCCACCGCUGCAGCCACGCCCUCUGCCACACAGGAGCCCAGCACUGACAUGGACUCUUGUGCAUCAGCUGUGCCCUCGGCGGUGCUGGAGAAGGCCUAUCAGUUUGGACUGACCAGGAACAGCCACAUGAGCUUUGCCUUUGACGACACCAAAGUCAGAGAAAGGCUAAUAUUGGAGUUUGAGCUGAGAACAAAGGAGGAGUCCGGGCUGGUUCUCUACAUGGCAAGAAUCAACCACGCCGACUUUGUUACCAUACAGAUAAAGGAGGGCCAGGUGUGUCUGGGUUAUGAUCUGGGUCAUGGAAACACGUCUGGCUGCGUCCCCUUCUCCAUCAACGACGGCAACUGGCACAAGAUCCGUAUGAGUCGUAGCAAGCAGCGAGCUGUGCUGAUGGUGGAUGGACGUUACAGUAAACAGAUGAUCAGUCCUAAGAAGGCCGACUUGUUAGACGUGGUAGGAAUGCUCUAUGUUGGUGGAUUACCACAGAAUUAUACCACCAAGAGGAUAGGGCCGAUCCUCUACAGUAUUAAUGGGUGUAUCCGUAACUUUAAGAUGGUGGGAGGUCCUGUGACCAGUAAGGCAGGAGCCACAGGUCGCUCUCAGUCUGUCAUGGAGGACUUUAACUUGGACAUGGCUGCACCCACCUCGAGUCACAUGGUCGGAAGAUGCUUCGUUUCCACGGAGACAGGAACCUAUUUUGAUGGCACCGGUUUCCUCAAAGCAGUCGCUUCCUACAGGGUGGGUCUAGACGUGUCGAUAGAGUUGGAGUUCAGAACCAGCAGAACCAGUGGAGUGCUUCUGGCCGUCAGCAACCAAGCUAACGAUGGACUGGGUCUGGAGAUCAACCAGGGCAAGCUCCUGUUCCAUGUUGACAACGGAGCGGGACGAAUCACAGCAGAGCACCAGCCUGAGGGGGAGGGCUUCUGCGACGGCAAGUGGCACUCCGUCACCGCUAACAAGCUGCGCCAUAAGGUGGAGCUGGUGGUUGACGGGGAGAGGAGCCAAGCGGAAAGCCCCAACGUGCGGUCCAACAUCUGCGAUACCAACGACCCCAUCUACGUAGGAGGAUAUCCCGAUGGAGUUCGUCAGGCAGCUCUCUCCACCAGCACUUCCUUCAGAGGCUGUAUGAGGAACCUGAAGAUCACCAAGGCCUCUAAAACCAUGGAGGUGCACUUCAACAAGGCUCUGGAGAUUAAAGGAGCGCAGCCUCUCUCCUGCCCUGCUGCAGCAGCUUAACUCUGUAACCUCAACGACCUCCUCUUCUUUACGUCUCUCUGUGGAGUAUGGCCGAAAUUCACACUUGGCCGAGAUUCCUGCAAUUUCUUGGUCUUUAAAGCUGCACUUGGCAGGAUUUUUUGGGGGGGUAAAAACAGAGCAGGAAGAGAGCAAUCAAAAUUUAAUGAAAGUGAAAAAGUGAAAUACAAACAGUCUCCUAAACAGCAGAGAAAAAUAGACUCGCCAGUGGUGCCUGAACCUCUUAACCCCCUUCCCGACCACAGCACACUAAGAAGUGGACAUUUACUUAACUGAUGUCAGACAGUAGCUCACUGCCAGCUGGGGGCUGGUAGCAUGAAUUAGCCAAGUGUAGCUUUAAAAAUGGGGGAAAAAACUGCAAAAAAAAAAAUCAGGGAGUUAACAAAAGUCUUGAAAUUCACCCUCACACUCAGUUGCCAUUCAUCAAUGAAUAUUUUUACAACACAACAAUAUCUACAAACUAAAUCUAUCAUAUCUACAAGGUCUAAAAAAGAAAAGGCAGAAUAUUUGUAAGGAGACCUCUGCUGUGCUUCCUGGUGCUUACAGUAUCUCUCAACUUGGGGAACACAUUCAAGCAUUUUUUGGGGAUAUUUGUGACUUUGUGGAUAUUAAAUAAACCAGUGAAGAGCCUCUUGAAGUGAAAGAACAGGGUUAAUGGGGUCUUGCAGUUUUACUAUUACACACAUCACACGAAAUUAUGUCCGUACUGCAGCCUAUUCAAAGUUAUAGUUUAUGUCUCUGCUGUGAUUAUUCUAUGAGUGAUAAUUUAUCAGGGUCCUUCAUAAACUUUGUUCCCCUUUAAAUUCAUUCAGAAAGGUUCAGCUUCAUUGUUCCAUUGAUGCCCCCGUAUUUCUUAACAUUUUGCAAUGUGUUAUCCAUGGAUUGGCCAAAUUUCCAAAUAUUCAAAACGGGAAAGCUGGAGGCACAAGGUUUCUGCAGGACACUGACAACAUCCUGUCUUCUGCAUGGUGUGGUUGAUGAUAUGUAAUCAGCAGUUUCUGCAAAUAUAUUUCUGUUGGCAUCAAA
Messenger RNA from Myripristis murdjan (pinecone soldierfish), 10251 nucleotides. It is a transcript of the gene lama2, whose product is annotated as laminin, alpha 2. Gene Ontology annotation, cellular component: basement membrane. Gene Ontology annotation, biological process: axon guidance; regulation of cell migration; cell adhesion. The coding region runs from base 1 to 9207 and encodes 3068 amino acids. Gene Ontology annotation, molecular function: extracellular matrix structural constituent; signaling receptor binding. The transcript is spliced from 72 exons. NCBI's taxonomy places the organism in Eukaryota, Metazoa, Chordata, Actinopteri, Holocentriformes, Holocentridae. The record is from RefSeq and is a predicted model, not a curated record.